Saccostrea echinata is the source of this 1336-nucleotide messenger RNA. RefSeq lists its product as uncharacterized. The coding region runs from base 27 to 1187 and encodes 386 amino acids. Lineage: Eukaryota; Metazoa; Mollusca; Bivalvia; Ostreida; Ostreidae. The transcript is spliced from 7 exons. The record is from RefSeq and is a predicted model, not a curated record.
AUUCAAAAUAUUCGGAAUACUUUCUUAUGGAUUCUUCAGUUUUACUAGUGUAUGAGAACGAUGGAUUUCAAAUAGUGGACAUAGUCAGCAAGCGCUUGGCAGAAUAUGACACGAAAGUAUAUACUUCAAAAUUACAGCAGAUUAUUGAUUCGCCAGCGUAUUCUGCAACAGUGCUUAUAUUAACACCCCAAAUGUUAGCGGUUUUAAACUCUUUAGUUUCCACGGACCUUUUACAUGUUCAACACAACAAGAGCAAGUGUGCUUUGUUUGUUCAUGAAUAUAUUAACAUUAACAACGAAUCUGUUCAAGAAAUACUUCGUAAUAAACUUCCCUCCUUCCCAGAUUGGACAGUUUACCACUUCGCAAAGAAAGUUCGACCGCUCAUUCUUCAAAUAUUAGAAUUCUUAGGAAUAGAACAAGAGGAUGCGGACCCCGAACUGCAACUUGUAUCAAAUAUCAAGUUCUACCCAGACACCGAGUGGGAGGAGAACCAGGAUGUGUUCAUUUCUUUCAAUUCCAAAAUAGAAUCGGAGGAUAUUGUAAUAGUAGCAAUAAACAGUAAUAUGAUUAAAACCACGUGGGUCAAUCCUUAUACCUCAGCAUUCAGAGUUACUGACAUUUGUGGCUGUGGUAAGCGGACGGUGACGAUAUAUGUGAACGAGGUUCCUCUGGGUACAGCUCAUGUGGUCAUUAAAGACAGGGACCAAAUUCUUGCAGACGAAAUAAAUGACGUGUGUUCACCUCUGCAUUACCUGAAGGAGAUCCUGAAAAGGACACAAGGCAAGGAGGAGAAACUUCAUUCAGAUAUAACAGACUCUCUGAUACUGGAAGGAACGAGAAAGUUACUGAAAAGACUGCAGAAAAAGUUUUAUGAAUCAGACAAAGAGGAAAAACCAAACAAAGUCCUAAAUGACCAAACUCCCGAGGAACAUGCCAUUACUUCUGCUGAGACUGAGGACAUUGUCCGAUUGAGACCGAACAGACACUCCAUCAGGAAUAAAAGACUUCAAGCUAGUAAUAUUCAGGAUGACAGUGGACUCUGUAUCGAACAACUUGCACGUCAAACUCAGCGGAUAUCUCUUGUUCAGCAAGACUUGAGUUUGGAAGAAGAAUUUCCAUCCAUAAAACAUGAUGAUGAGCUGCUGCGAUCACUGCCACCAGACUUUUUUGAAUCUCUUCAAGAGUAGACUUAUGUGUUCUCUAUGAUGAAUAUUCUUCACUACCAAUAAUUUAUUCAGUUGGGUUUAAGUGCCCUAUAACAGGGUUUUUUGGAAUGUCUGUGGAUCGUUCUUAAUGUAUUAAUAGUAUUUAAUACAUAUUCCAAUUUGCAAUCAUA